AAAGCAUCUUAAGAGCAUUACACAGCACAUUUGAAAUAUAGAUAUCCAGAUUCCAGCUUAUAGAGAGACAGACACCAACUAUUGUUGCCAUAUAUCAAUAAUAUAAUAUACUUUUAAUUUAAAUGCUUUCAUUUAUACCUUUACUUAGUGUGGUGAUAUUUAGCUGUAAUGAUUGUGUAGGCCCACAGGGUGUCACUGUGGGCUGGUAUAUGCUUGAAUAGCGAGGUACGCGAAAAAGCCCAUGUUAGGGAGUUGUUGAAAGAGUUUCCCGAAUGAUGUUCAAAUAAAACCCUUCACCAAGUCACAAAUGAAAGUCUCUGUGAGCUUCAUGACACGGUGUCAGAAGUGGGAUGUCCUAGCAGCUUGAGAGAAGACGGACCUUUGGAACAGUGACAUGGCGAAGCUUCAUGCACCUGAGUCGUUCGACUUCACCCAGCCUUCGGCGUGGCCGGCCUGGAAGCAGCGCUUUUCUCGAUAUCGGAUCGCUACGAAGCUCGACCAGGAGAGCGGGGAAGUACAAGUAAAUACUCUCUUAUAUGCUAUGGGACAAGAUGCAGAGCCCAUAUUCAGCACGUUUACAUUCCCAGAAGAGGAAGAUGAAGAUUAUGACUAUUAUGAAACAGUGGUAGGGAAGUUUGAGGAACACUUUGUGCCCAAGAGAAAUACCAUACACGAGCGUGCAUGUUUCCACAAAUACUCUCAGCAAAAGGGAGAGAGUGUGGAGGCAUUUGUGAGACAUCUUUAUGAACUAGCACAACAUUGUGAGUUUGGAACUACAAAGGACGAGCAGAUAAGAGAUCGUAUUGUCAUCGGGAUCGCGGACAUUGAAGUGUCGCAGAAAUUACAAUUGGAGCCAGACUUAACGCUGGAAAAAGCCAUCAGUGUGGCUCGACAGUCUGAACUCAUCAAAGUGCAAAAUGCUCGUGAUCGACCUACUGAAAAUGAAUUCCUGCGGGUAACCAAACACUACCUGCCCCACCUGGCACGUCUCUGUCUCAUCAGCACCUUCCUGGAAGAUGGCAUCCGCAUGUGGUUCCAGUGGAAUGAGCAGAGAGACUACAUCGAGGCUACCUGGAACUGUGGCUACUUUCUGGCUACUUGCUUUGUGCUGCUUAACCUCAUUGGACAGCUGGGUGGUUGUGUGCUUAUCCUCAGUAGAAAUUUUGUACAGUAUGCCUGCUUUGGAUUAUUUGGCAUCAUAGCGCUACAGACAGUUGCAUACAGCAUUUUAUGGGACCUUAAAUUUUUGAUGAGGAACCUUGCCCUUGGAGGGGGUCUGCUCCUGCUGCUGGCUGAGUCUCGUUCAGGGGGAAAGAGCAUGUUUGCUGGAGUCCCCUCCAUGGGAGAGAGUUCGCCAAAGCAGUACAUGCAGCUGGGCGGUCGAGUCCUGUUAGUGCUCAUGUUCAUGACUCUACUACACUUUGACUCCAGCUUUUUCUCUAUCCUGCAGAACAUGGUGGGGACUGCCCUUAUCAUUCUGGUGGCCAUCGGCUUCAAAACCAAGUUGGCGGCAUUGACCCUUGUCCUGUGGCUUCUGGCCAUCAAUGUCUAUUUCAAUGCUUUCUGGACCAUCCCCGCCUACAAGCCCAUGCACGACUUCCUCAAGUACGACUUCUUCCAGACCACCUCGGUCAUCGGUGGCUUGCUGCUAGUAGUGGCCCUUGGGCCUGGCGGAGUGUCCAUGGAUGAGAAAAAGAAAGAGUGGUAGGCAAAGGGGGUUGAAAUAAGAGGAUUGCACAGCACCACUAACCACCCUGACCACCGGGACACAAAGACCCUCUCUGUACUCCCCACUGGGGUACACAGUUUUUUAUCCUUGCUUUUUUCUAAUUUGGCCAAAUCCAGACACAAUUUCAUCUCGAUCAUUGGACUUUUUUUUUAAAUUUCAUCCCAAUUGAUGGUUUUUUUUUGUUUUUUUUUUUUUUUAGUUGACCAUAAUAAUGACAUUCUUUCCUUUCACCUUCCUUAAAUGUCCUCUUUUAUCAUGACAACAGUUAUUACAGAAGGCCCUAUGUAUUUCUGAGAAAACAAUGAAUAGAUGGCAAGUGGAAGAAAAAUGUAUUUGCUCUGUUCAAGAAUGAAAAGAGGUUGUUAUGUUAUAUGGGUCUUAUGCCAAACAUUGUCAUAGACUGAUUUUCUGAAGAGUUCAGCAGUGUGUGCUCCCCCAAUGGAUGCUGGUCUUGUUCUGUCCGCCAGAUCUUGGGAGUGUCUGAGACUGAUUUGACAUCUGUACACUUUCACUCACAGCUGAUUGUUGUUCCUGAGGAGCUGAAUCUCUGUGUUGUGGUGGCGGGGGCAUGUACACUGUAUACGAAGUGGUGGAUUGCAGUCAUUCUUGAUUGAAAAUUUCAUCACAGUUGUUAGCUGCAGGACUUGUUAUUGGGCACUUUGUACUGUACGUCUCUGGCAAAUGCCUAACUAGUGAACUGUAUAUGAUCGGGGUUUAUAAGUGGGGAGACUCGACAUCCGUGAAACACCGUAUUCUGCGAUCUAGAAAAGCAGAGAGGACUAAGCAGAGCCACUAGCCACCUGGACUUGGUCUUUGCUCAGUGUUGUUUGCCCUGUUAAGAAAAUUAAAAAAUAUAUUCAGUGUAUUGAUUUUCAGAAGUUUAUAUUGUAUUUUUGAUCUUUUUUUUCUGAUUUUGGAAGUUCAUGGCGAAGAAAUAAAAAUUCAGAAUUAUAAAGUCUCAGUCUAGGUUUUCAGGUCUUAUGAUGCUCUAAGAGGAUGAAGGACACUGGGGGACCAGAUAGUCAAGCCUGUGUAAAUUUUCUACUAAUGAAGCCCAUGGAGUACAAACAUGCAGUACUGUAUACACGUAGACCAUGGGAGGACUUGUUGGAUAUCACAGACAUUAAGUAUACAUAGGUUUUGGACUGGACAGGUGCUGACAUCAGCCUCCACUGACAGGAGAGUGAUUUAAAGAGCAAAUACUGACCUCUAAUGGACUGCUGCAGUACACGUUCACUGCACUGGAGCAUUUGAUCUUUUUCAGCCAUGUUGAUUCACUUGAUGGCUCUGCUACAUACAAUAUGUAAAGAUCUCAAGACAUUUGUGUUUUGAUUGCUGCGAUGAUCAGAAAAGCACUUUUGAGUGUUGUUUAAAGUGCUAACUUCUGAAAAUAACAGCAAUUAUGUUCUUGCCAGACAAACACAACUUAAACCUAUGCUUUUAUA
This is a messenger RNA of Monopterus albus (swamp eel), 3174 nucleotides long. It is a transcript of the gene surf4, whose product is annotated as surfeit 4. The coding region runs from base 395 to 1708 and encodes 437 amino acids. The record is from RefSeq and is a predicted model, not a curated record. Gene Ontology annotation, biological process: Golgi organization. Gene Ontology annotation, cellular component: endoplasmic reticulum; membrane; endoplasmic reticulum-Golgi intermediate compartment. The transcript is spliced from 6 exons. Lineage: Eukaryota; Metazoa; Chordata; Actinopteri; Synbranchiformes; Synbranchidae.